Molecule: messenger RNA, 4536 nt
Organism: Chelonia mydas (Green sea turtle)
Lineage: Eukaryota; Metazoa; Chordata; Testudines; Cheloniidae
Gene: IL12RB2
Product: interleukin 12 receptor subunit beta 2
Exons: 16
Coding region: 354-2825 (823 amino acids)
Biological process (GO): cytokine-mediated signaling pathway
Cellular component (GO): membrane; external side of plasma membrane; signaling receptor complex
Molecular function (GO): cytokine receptor activity; cytokine binding
Source: RefSeq, a predicted model, not a curated record
CGGUGCUGUCUCCCUCACCUGAACUCAGCUCGCUGCAACCAGGGCACAGGGGGCUCCUUGUGGGGCUUGGGGGUGAGGGGAGCAGCUCAGCGCCGGGCCCCACAGGCUGGGCUUUGAGGGAGUCUCAUGCAGGGUCAGACUUUGCCCCCCCCCCCUUUCCAAAUUCCCUCUGAACAGGAAAGCUGCGCCCCCUGAAGCCCGCUGUAAGGACACGCUGGAAGGGACGUGUCAUGUUGGGUCAGUGGUGGAGAUGGAGCCGGCCUUUCUUGGGUACCUCAGGAGCUCUCCCCUGGUGACUGGAGCCACGUCCGUGAAAACAGGGAAAAGGAAUUUAUUUCACUUUAGAGAGCAAAAUGUUCUCCACAUGGCUUGUGCAUUUGGCAAUUUGGUGUUUGGUACAAGCAGUAACAGAAAAUUGCAAAAGAGGAGACAUGAUCGCUAGCACAGAUUCUGUAGUCCUUCCUGGAUCAAACAUUACCCUCUCAUGCCAGCUAAAACAGGGUGAACAAUGCAAGGAGCUAAUUUUCAAUAAGUCUGAAAUAGUCCUUGCAUAUGGAAGACACACAUUUAGUUGCAAAUGUAAAUCGAAUGGAAAAAUCAUCUGUGGAAUUGACAUCUAUGUUGGAAAUCCUCCAGACCAGCCAGGAAAUGUAUCCUGUAUUCUGUAUGGAAGAGAUGGGAACCUUACUUGCACUUGGGAUAAAGGAAGACUUACUCACAUAGAAACUACCUAUGUGGUACAGCUAACAAAUGAGACAGAAUGCUUAAGUUUUGCAGAAGAAAGUAUGAAUCCUAAAUACGGCUCACUGAAUCUGACCAAGUUGAAUUUUGAAUCCAAUUAUACAGCUGUGGUUGCUGCCUCAAAUAGACUAGGAAAUGCUUCUUCCCUACCCUUUACAUUCAUGUUGAUAGACAUAGUGAAACCUCAUUCUCCAACAGAUAUUUUAGUGAAAUUUGACAACGUUUCUGAAACAAAUUGCACUGUCUUGUGGCAGGAUCAACAACAGACACAAAGCUUUCGACUAAGAUAUCGACCGGUUAACAGUCACUCCUGGAAUAUGGUUGAAACUUUAAAUUCUACAAGAUACAAUCUACAUGAUCUGAAGCCACAUACAGAGUAUGAAUUUCAGGUUUGCUGCAAAUUUCACCCUAACAGAGGAAUAUGGAGUGACUGGAGCACAUUUCGAAUACAGACUCCAGAAGCAGUGCCAAGUGCGUUGUUAGAUGUCUGGUACAGAAGGCAGGAUAUGGACUCCCAAACACAGAAGAUCACGCUCUUUUGGAAGGUUAUGAGCAAGUCAGAAGCAAGAGGAAAGAUCCUGCAUUACAUACUGGACUUUCAAGCACUAAACCAGACGAGUCCUAGAACAAACGUGACCAUUACCACACAAACCCACUACACAAGAGUCCUCCCCAAGGUGGAUUAUAAUAUAAUGGUCUAUGCUCAUAAUUCAAAAGGAAACUCACCUCCAACAUCCAUCAUUACUGAUCUGAGUAUUUUAGAUUUACCUCCUCCACAAAGCAUCUCUGUUAAACCAAUGGGGAAUAACAGCAUCUUUGUCAGUUGGGAGCCUCCCGUUGAAUCCGCAGCCUUCCUCAAUGGAUAUAUAGUGGAAUGGGCAGAGACACAUAGCCCUGAACCCCAUCUGAACUGGAUAAAAAUUCCAGCAUCCAAUUUGUCAACAACAAUAUCAGAGAACAUAAAGCAUGAUGUGUGCUAUGACAUCAACGUAUUUGCACUUUAUAGGAACAGAACUGGGCAAGUGGCUUCAGCUAGAGGAUACUCGAAACAGGAAGCACCAUCAGCUGGCCCCCAGGUUUAUACAGCAGUAAAAGGAGAUGGUGUUUGGGUUUCAUGGGAAGAAAUUCCAGGCCACCAGCAAAUGGGCUGUAUCACUAGCUACAAAAUAUACUUGAGGAAGAAAAACUCAGAGGAAGGCCCUAAAGUUUAUGUCAUCCAUAAAGAGACUUCCAGAAAUUCAUUUUUAAUGAAAAACCUGCAGCAUGGUGUGAACUACGUUUUGUGGAUGACAGCUUCAACCAUGGCUGGAGAAAGCCCUAUGGGGAACGAGGAACUGGUUUACCUAGAAAGUGCUUCUGAAUGGAUUAUUGUUUCAGCUGCUUGCAUCUUCUUCGGCAUUUCAACCUGCAUUUGCUUUGUGCAAUCUGUUCAAAAAGCAUUAUGCUCACUCCUUUCUGUCCUUGUACCUCAGUGGUACAGAAAAGCCAUUCCAGACCCAGCUAACUCUACGUGGGCUAAAAAGUACUCCUCUGUAGAGGAUGAGCUGAACUUAGAUUCCAAUCAGUUCCUAAGCUACUUCAGCAGUUUUGAAGAGACUGAAACUAUAGAAGUAGAGGAAGUCUUCAUAAAAAGGGAACCAAUGGCUUUCAAGGACAUACCCACCUUCAACAACUUUAAAAACAGUGAAGGUCAUGAUUGGCAAACAAUAGAAAACAGCUUCGAGAAGCAGGAAUCCACUGAAAAGAACUCUGAGUACAAACCUUUGGCCCCCAGCUCACCAGAUGAUGGAGACAAUUAUAAGUGUCACCUGCCUUACUUGUACAAAAAAGUAGUACUGGAGGAAACAGAGCAAAUUCAAACGGUUUCUGAGUACCUUACCAAUCCACUUACAGACAUGACUGUGAACUAUUUGCCUUCAAACAUAUUGUCUCCCAUUAUGGACACAAAUGAAGAAAGCAAUGAAUUUGAAUGCAAAUCCUUCUCCAUUUUCCCAGCAACUUCUGUUCUGAUGCCAAUGUUUUCUUGUGGAGGGAAACUUACUUUGGAUGCAGUAAAAAUUGACUGCAAUUCUUUCACAGACUAAGCAGUCCAGCUUGUAUGUCUGUUUUUGGGUAUUCUGGCCAGGUUCUGUGCACUUUAGUCAAAUACACAAAUCACAAAAUUGUAUUUAGUUUGAUAGUACCAACUCAUCCACUUCAUGAAAUUUAAAGGAAAGGUGUAAAAUCUAAACAUACAAAUGGUUCGAGUUGUGUUUUGUGUCUUACUUUGUGAGAUAGUACAUGUUUUACAUCUCUUUCUUGUGUGGAUCUUAUGAGAACCUGCUUUUGAGGUAGGUGACAUGUUCAUACAGAUAAGAAGUUGAGAGUUCUUACAGCAGAGCAUACUUAUAUAUUAACUGCCAAAAGUUCCAUUUUAAUGUAGAGCAGAGGUUCUCUAACUGGGUGAGGGAGGGAAAUGGCACUGAAUGUAUUCUGGGUGUGUAUGAGAAGCUUUAGGGGGAAAAAACCCUUACUGUGCACAUUGUACCCACAGCUAUGAAUAACUCUUGAGGUUUGAGGGAGACAGGGCAUCCAUCUUACACCCUAGCAGCUGUUCAAUAUGCCACUCGUUUGCACUGCUGCUGGUGGUGACACUGCCUUCAGAGCUGAAGGAAGGUGGUAAGGUGGAAGUCCCUUAAACUUAAAUGGCUCUGUUUGAAUCAGUGCCUUACUGUUUUUAAUAUUUAGUGAGAGUUGCAUGUUUUUUUUUUUAAUUGGUAUAUGUGCUAGUGGGGGGACUACUACAAACACAAAGCAGAGUGGGGGAGGAGGGGGUGCGAUCAAAUAAAUUGAAGAAACACUGAUGUAGGGUAAAGGCUGCCCAUCCCUGCCUUGUACCUGUGCAGAAUAUGGCUACACUGAAACCUUUGAAAACGAAGAAAUACUGAGGGCAGAUCCACACAACCCUCUCUCAUCAACUUUAGACAGCGCACCCCGCCCGCAUCUUUGAGGUCUCAGAUUAUUUUUGUGGAGGGAGACCAUGAUCGAAAGCAUCCCUGUAUUCACACCCUACGCAUUACUGUAAUAAUCUUUGUACAAAUUAUGCCUUGUGAGGUGUCUUUUGAAAAUUAGUAACUCGCUGGUCAAAAUAUGGUGAAAUAUAUGUAGCAACAUUAUAUAUUAUGUAAAGUUAUGAAUUCCCCCUGUCUGAUAUUAGCACAUGUUCCAAAACCAGCUGGCUCUGCCUAGGCAAAAGUGGUUAAACAAGCCUGUUCUAAGUAAAGAACUGUGAGUUUACCUCAGUUUACAUAUAAGAUGUAAACAGGGCCUUCAAGACAGUAGGGGGAGAAGAUGGCAGGAAACAAAACAAUUUGGAUUUCAGCAAACACAAGUAGGGGAAGAAAGCAUGGAGCCUCCUUCACCACCAGACUCCAUGUCACCUUCUUUGCUGAUUGAAUGAACUUUACUUUGAAGAGUGACCCUCAGAAGAAUCCACUUCAAAGGUUCAUCAGACUGUAAAAGAACGGGGCAGAGAUGCCCAAGCUAUAUCUUUCACCUAAGACAACAAAGGCACCAGCAAUUUUGGGCCUCUAGGAGAGAUCCUAACCAAGGAAAGGGUCAGUCACCCUGGUGCUGGAAGACUGGGGGUGAGAAAGGCCAUCUUAAAACAAAGCCUUCAACCAAAAUUUGCUAGUUUAAGUUUUAGACACAUGGUUUCACUUUUAUUUGCUUGUAACAAUCUCACUUUAUUUCAUACUUGAAGUCACUUAAAAUCUUUUUUACUAAUAAACUUGUUUUAUUUUUAAUCUAAACCAA